AUGAGCGGUUCAGAGGGAUUAUGCGCCAUUGAGAGGAGCGAAGUACGGUGGAGAGGUGGAGUGAGCAAGCUGGAGGGGGUGCGGGAUGGCCUGGCUCCAUUGGCGGAGUGGCAGCAGCGGCUGCUGACAUGGCAUGCAGGGCAGGCGGGCAGCGGGAGAGACGCACUGGGGGAGCCGCGGGUGGGAGGCGAGGAGGAGUGCCAUGGGGAGGAGGGGAGUGAGAGUGAUGCAAGUGGCGGAGAUGGCAGCCGUGUGGGGGAUGUGGUGGAGCAAGCAGGUGCAGUGGGGGGGAACGGGAGGGAAAGCAAGGCGGAGGGGAGCGGGCGUGAGAGGGCGGGGGUGCAUGAAAGGAAGUCAAAGGAUGCUGGUGGAGGGGGUGGGGGAGGGGGAGGGGGAGGCGGAGGGUUGCACAUGGGGAGGGGCGGAGUUGCUUUCCACGGCAGACAGGCGGACUCUCACGCAGGAUGGGGUGGGGGCGACUCACAUUUAGGGUGGGGUGGGCCCGACUUACUUUCAGGGUCGGGUGGGGCGGACAAGGGGGACUCUUUGCUCGCUGACUUCCUCCCUGUUCUCGACCCGCUUCGCCUGCCAUCUCUCUUCCAAUCAGCUGCUGCCACCUCAGCCUCUUCGGAGACCUCCGCUCCACCGGGCUUGCAUGCCACGUCAGCAGCAGGGCAGGAGGACGUGGUGAGAGCUGGAGGGUUCCAGUUUUCAGCGCGCACAACUGAUGCGGACGCAGGCAGGGCAGGGGGAGGCGCAGAGGAGGGCAGAGCGGGGGAGAGCAGAGCUGGCGAGCAGCAAGGGGCGGGCCGGGGGAGACAGCUGAAGCAGCAUCGCAGCGAGCAGGUGGCGCAGGGCGGAGGGCGAGACAAGAGAGGCAAGGCAGCAGAGGGAGGGGGAGUUGGAGGUGGAGGGGGAGGGAGUGAGGCAGCACAGGGGGGCCCGAUCACGGAGGGCGGGAUGAGUCUGACAGAGCUGUCGUCCGCAGUGCUGUCGGGGUCGCUGCUGUCUGAAGCCCCUCUCGGCUCCCCCGUGCUCCUCCGCGUUGCCUUCUCCUCCGGCCCCAAGGCAGGCCUCCACGCCGUGCAGCAGCCACCGCAGCAGCAGCAGCAGCUUCAGAAGGGGGAGGCGGGAGCAGCAUCAGCAGCACCUGGGGGUGUGUCGUCGCCCUUCUUCCGCCUGUCAUCACAGGUGGACCUGUCACAGUCACGCGUGCAGCUGUUCGGUCCCAUGCCGCACUCGCGCCGCCGCACCUUCCCCCUUGCCGUCGCCCACGCCACUGAUGCUGCGGGCGGGGAGGUUCUCACUGUCAACUUCACAGUCAAGCUGCCCGGAGCGUACAGUGUGAUGGUGGUGGUGGCGGACACACAGGGCAACCGCCUCAAGUUCAAGGCGCCCAACUUCUUCCGCUCCGCCAUCCCCCUCCCCGCCGCCCUCCUCCCCGCCGCCUCCACGCCGCUCUCCCCCAUCAUGGCGGCCGCACCUGCAGCGGUGGCGGGGCAGCAGGCGCAGAUGGCGUUUGCUCUCGUCAGCUCGGACGGCACGCAGAUCCCUGCCACCGACGCUGAUGUGAUUGUUGCCAGUGUGACAAAAGUGAAUGCUGGUGUUGGUACCAGCAGCAGCAACAGCAGCAGCAGCGGUGACAGCGGCGGUGGUGGGGAGGGCAGUGAGUGGGGGGAGGGGCCAUCGGGGGUGGGAGUGGAGGUGGAUGGGGCCUCAGGGCUCAUCGUCCUGCGCUUCACCCCACCCUCUCACGGCGACAACUCCCCCACCCUCUCCCUCAUCCGCGCCCAGCAGACCAUCAAUCUCCAAAGCCCUUCACCCUCACCCACCUCCUCUUCCGCUUCCUCUGCUGCCUCGUCCGCGCCCUCCUCUCCCUCCUCCUCCUCCUCCUCCUCCUCCUCCUCCUCCUCCUCCUCCUCCUCCUCCUCCUCCUCCUCCUCCUCCUCCUCCUCCUCCUCCUCCUCCUCCUCCUCCUCCUCCUCCUCCUCCGUGCUCCUACAAGUAGCACCAGGCGAGCCCAGUGGGGACGCCUCAGGGCCGCUGCUGGUGGCGGCACAGGAGGUGGCGGUGGGGCAGACGGGGCGCCUCACAGUGUACGUGUGCGACGCCAUGGGCUCCGACCUGCCCGCCGAGCCCCUCCUCUCGCUCUUCUCCGCGUCCUUCUCAGUCGCCUCUAACUUCUCCCAGCAGCAGCUCACCUACCCCGCUACCCUCACCCUCUCUGCCGGUGCUCUCUCUCUCGGGGCGCAUGGAGCAGUGCCUAAGUUCCCAGCGUUUCUGCAGCUGCAGCUGUGGGAUGCGUGGGGCAACGUGCUGCUGGCAGGGGGCGCAGGGCAGGACGUGCAGGUGGGGGUGGUGCCCGCAGCACAAGGGGCGGCAGCAGCAGCGGCGCUGGUGGGUGCAAGGGGGAAUGGAGCGGUGCAGAGGGGUAUGCCAGCGGUGGCGGAGGGUACGGCGGUGAGUGUGGUGGACAGCGGCAACGGUUGCUACUCUAUCUCCUACCGGGUCACCAAGCCCGGUGCCUACGCUAUCCUUGUGACUGUAGGCGAUGUGCUCUUGCAGAACGUGACUGUAGCGGCGACCCCAGCAGUGGACGUCAGUGCAGGUAGCGCUGCCGCCCAGCCCACGUGUGUGGUAACCGCAUCGCCCGCCUCCGGCCCCAUGAAGCAGCUGCUCGCAUUCGCACCACCUCUCGUCCAAGCAGGCGCCGCCAUGUGGCUGCGCAUCGUCGCAGUAGAUUCACCAGGAAUGGCAGCUGUAUCAGACCCUGCUAUGCUCUCCGCCAAUCUCUCCCUCACUCUACUCUCCACACAGGGGCAAGUGGCUGACAUCACUGCCACGCCCGUCGUUCCCUCCUUUGGAGGGAAACUCAUCCCUGCGCUGUGGCAAGCGCAGGUGACUGUUCAGGUGGCCGGCAGCUUUGUCCUGAUCUGCACGGACUGCCUGGGGCGGGCGAGCAGCAUGGUGGUGAAGUCAGGCCGCUGCAGCUACUGCAGGGGGAUGCAGUACGCGAGUGGUUCUAUUGAGUAUUGGACGGGGUACUACUCAAGCCGGCCAGCCUUCAAGGGCUAUGCUCGCAUGUGUAGUAGCCUGCUGCAGGCAGCCAUGCUCCUAGAAGCAUCAGUGGGCAGGUCCAUUUUACAAGGGUGGGGUAACCAAACCUCCCGCCUCAUGGUGCCCGUGCAGCUCUCCACCAACCUCUCUGCCAUCCACGCCCCCUCGCCCCCGCUGUCCCGUCUCGCCUCGACGUUCCCUCUGGAGGAGGCAGUGGCAGUGGCACAGCACCACAAUGCCAUCACGGGCACGGCAAAGCAGCACGUGAAUGAUGAUUACACGCUGCAACUGUACAGAGGAGCACAAGAGGGAGAUUUGGAGGAGGAGGCAGUGGCAGUGGCACAGCACCUUGAUGCCAUCACGGGCACGGCAAAACAGCAUGUGAAUGAUGAUUACACGCUGCAGCUGUACAGAGGAGUGCGGGAGGUGAGAGGAAAGGAAGGAACGAGUGGAAGUAUGGGGGAACCGUGGGAAGUAUGGUGGAAUGAUGAUUACACGCUGCAGCUGUACAGGGGAGCAGGAAGUAGGACGCGCGAGGUAUGGGGCGUUGGGCAUGAUGAGCACACGCUGCGACCCUACAGGGGAGCACAGGAGUGCCCGCUACUCAACAUCUCCUACUGCCCACCCACGCACCACCCCAUCCCCCACGGCACCACACUGGUGUCAUCCCCUUCAGUCAUUGUAACUGACGACCAUGGCAAUGAUGUUCCCUCACAGGCCAUUCCCGAGGUCUCCUCCCCUGCAGUCAUUGUGACUGAUGACCAUGGUAACGUGGUCCCCUCACAGGCCAUUCCCGAGGUCCUGGUGCCGUGGGAAACUAGAAAGAGGUACAUCAGCGUACAGGUGGGUGAGGAGGCUGUGAAGGGGGGCGAGGAGGGGUUGGGGGGGGUUGAGGAGAAGGUGGAAGGGAGCAAGGAGGGGGUGAGAGGAGGCAAGGAGAAGCGAGGGAGGCACGUGUGCAGCCGGGAGGUGUGGCCGGGGAGUGGGGGAACGCAGAGGAGGAGGCGGGUGAAGGGGAGGAGGAAGGAGGACGGGGGGUUGAGGGUGGGGAGGGGAAGGAAGGAGGGGGGGGAGGGGGAGGGGGUGGAGAGAGAAAGUGUGGUCGAAGAGGAGGAGAGUGAAGGGGUUGGUGGUGGUGAUGUGAUUGUGUUGGGAGGAUGGCAUGGGGUGACUGCUGCCGAUGGUGCCCCUGCUGCUGGUGCUGCUGCUGCUAGUGAUGGGAAGCAUGGUACCGGCUCUGGGAGCACAGCAGCGAGGGGACUGACCGCACCGAGAGUGUUGCGAGUGCACUUCUCCAAGGCCAGAUACGGCAUGGCUCGCCUGCAGCUGAUUGGCUGCAGUGAGGAGGGAAACGAAUCAGUGCUUUCGGACGAGCAAGAGGGCACGGGCAUGGGUGUCUACAUUUCAAAACACGCAUCAGGGGCAUACAUCUUCAACCCCCCCCAUGCAGCCGUGUCUGCCCAGAACAUGAGCCAACAGGUGCCAAUCCGAGUGCUGCGAGGGCCGCUGGUGGAGGAGUUUCAUCGAUCACUGGCGCCGUGGCUAUCCGAGGAGUUUCACCGAACACUGGCGCCAUACCUGUCAGAGGUGGGCGGGUGGCAGAGGUGGGCGGGUGGCAGAGGUGGGCGGGUGGCUGAGGUGGGCGGGUGGCAGAGGUGGGCGGGUGGCAGAGGUGGGCGGGUGGCAGAGGUGGGCGGGUGGCAGAGGUGGGCGGGUGGCAGAGGUGGGUGGGUGACAGAGGUGGGUGGGUGGCAGAGGUGGGUGGAUAGCAGUGGUGAGUUAGUUGGUGCGCUAGUUGGAGAGCUCUCUGCUUCAUCUUCAACUCUUUCUUGCACGGAUUGA
Molecule: messenger RNA, 4899 nt
Organism: Closterium sp. NIES-65
Lineage: Eukaryota; Viridiplantae; Streptophyta; Zygnematophyceae; Desmidiales; Closteriaceae
Source: the annotation of a GenBank genome assembly